GUUGGUUUGCCGGGCGCAGUUAGUUGUGGGGCACUUCGGGGCUGCUCCCAGAGCGACUAGUUGCCAUCGCGUUACUUUUACCCCUAGAGCUGUACUUUUUUAAAAAAAUUAUUUAUUUUUUUAAACCUCCAAACUUAGUUUUCUUCCUUUUUUUUUUAUUGUUUGGUUGUUUUUUUGUUUUUUUUUUUUUUGUGGUUUGAUUUUUAUUUUUAUUCCUCCCCGCCCCGUUUGCUUUAAUUUCAUUUUUUUGCACCGCAACUUCCCUGCCGCGGCAGCGCGAGGAGGAGGAGGAGGAGGAGGCGAGAUGUGGCGGAAGGCGUUCCUGGCUGUCCUGCUGCCCUGGAUGGCUGCUCUCGGCAGGGCUCCGGCCGCCCGCGCUGAGACCAAUUUUGAGGGAAUUGAGAGCAAGUUUUCCUUACGGACGCCUGCAGAGCCUGAUGAAGAUGUCUGCUACCUGGUUCCUGGGCAGGUGAACAGCCUGGCACAGUGCAACUUUAACCAUACCAGUAAAACCUUCGUGGUGAUCCAUGGCUGGACGGUGACAGGAAUGUAUGAAAGUUGGGUCCCGAAGCUGGUGGAUGCCCUGUACAAGAGAGAACCUGAUUCAAAUGUCAUUGUGGUGGACUGGCUAGUUCGAGCUCAGCAGCACUACCCGGUGUCAGCUGCAUACACCAAGCUGGUGGGAAAGGAUGUUGCUAGGUUUAUUGACUGGAUGGAGGAGCAAUUCAAUUAUCCUCUCAACAAUGUCCACUUGCUGGGGUACAGUCUAGGUGCUCAUGCUGCUGGGGUUGCUGGGAGCCUGACCAAGAAGAAGGUGAACAGAAUUACUGGGCUGGAUCCAGCUGGUCCUACCUUUGAGUAUGCUGAUGCCCUCACCCGCCUCUCCCCGGAUGAUGCUGACUUUGUGGAUGUCCUACACACCUAUACUAGAGGCUCUCCAGACCGCAGCAUUGGGAUCCAGAAGCCUGUUGGACACAUUGAUAUUUAUCCUAAUGGUGGAGGUUUCCAGCCAGGCUGCAACCUGGGAGAAGCACUCCGUCUGAUUGCUGAGAAAGGCUUUGCAGAUGUGGAUCAGUUGGUGAAAUGCUCUCAUGAACGAUCCAUCCACCUCUUCAUUGACUCUCUCCUGUAUGAAGAAAAGCCCAGCAUGGCCUACCGUUGCAACACAAAGGAAGCUUUUGAGAAGGGUCUUUGCCUGAGCUGCCGGAAGAACCGCUGCAACAAUUUGGGUUACAAGGUCAACAGAGUGAGAACAAAGAGAAACACCAAAAUGUAUUUGAAGACCCGUGCUCAAAUGCCCUAUAAAGUCUUUCAUUACCAGGUCAAGAUCCAUUUCUUUGGAAACACUAUUACGACCAAGACAAACCAGCCAUUCCUCAUCUCCCUCUAUGGCACUCUAGAUGAGAGUGAGAACAUUGCAUUCACACUGCCAGAAGUCUCCACAAACAAGACCUUCUCCUUCCUGAUUUACACAGAAGUGGACAUUGGUGACCUGCUUAUGCUGAAGCUGCAGUGGGAGAAAGAUACCUUCUUCAGCUGGUCAGACUGGUGGACUCCUUUUACCUUUGACAUCCAGAGAGUCAGAGUGAAGUCAGGAGAAACUCAGAAAAAGGUGGUGUUCUGCUCUCGAAAUGGCACCUCGCAUCUCAGUAAGGGAGAAGAGGCAGCAAUAUUUGUGAAAUGCUUGGACCAGCCUGUCAGCAGGAAAAAAGGAGGUGCCAAGAAGGCCUCUAAAGAAAAUUCUGCUCAUGAAUAUGCUUAAGUGACAAGAAUGAAGAUUUUUCCAAAGUGGGGAGGAGGAGAAAGUCUGUUCAUCCCCAUGGACUGGAUGUUCAGAACCAAAUAUAUAGAAAUAUUUAUCCACUGCUGGCUUUUUGACUUCUAUUCCUAGCUGUCUUAGGAGACUUCUUGUAAGGAAGCCUCAGCAUACAAAGUUACUAACAAAGAUAAAUUAGCCAAAUAGUUAAAAAGAAACUUGCAAAACAACUUGCCAAAGGCUUGAGUGCUGGGAAGGAGUAAGUAAUUCUGCUUAAUCAUGGUGCCUUGUGACAAGGUUUCUUGACAUCAAACCCUCUAUAGCCAUUUUCUAGUAUUUAUUGAAAAGAAGCUAAGCCCUAUACCUGGCUUUUCUUUCUUUUCAGGAGUCUUCUGAAACUGGACAUGGUUUUUUUCUGGCUUGGCUAACUGAAUUUUUAGGCAGUUCAGUGGCUAGAGCUUAUUGUCUUCAAGUGUGUGUUUAACAAAUGAGUAGGUUUCUAAUGUGAAAAAAACAUGUUUGCUGUGUAUAUUACUAAAAGGUGUCAGGGACUGACUUAAGGGGAUGAAUUUUCUAGUUUGUGGUUAUGAAUGUGUUUUACUGGGGGUAGAUGCCAGUGGUGCUUAGCAAUAGGUAUGAUCUGUUAAGCUAUAUAUGUCUAUGCAGCUUACCCUGGAAUAAAUAGCAGUUGUAGGAGAAAACAGCAAUACCAGUAUCCUAUGUAGACAUCCAGCUUUACAUCUCUGCUUUCAUUCCUUGAAAACAAACCCAACACUGUUUGAAUGAGGAACUGAAAAGGAAUUGAGCUAUCAGAAACUGCAAGAAACAUUUUUUUUCCUUCCCCCACACCACCUGCUUACAUCCUGUGUACCCAAAUUGUGACAGUUUCUCUGCUCUUUGACACCAGAUGUCUGUCAUGCAGCUGAGUGACUGCUGUAUGCAGUCUUUGUGCAAGUGAAUCUACUUGACAGGUGACAAACAUGCUCAGGCUUCCCUGUACUGGAAUUGUGACUGGCAUUGACCCUCCUCAGUUUAUUCCUUGGCUGUGACAUAGCACUAGAUUCUAGGAGCUCCUUGGGUUUCUCACAUGAGGUGGAAUUCAGCAGAGAGCAGGAACAGUGACAAUUAAAAGGUGGCAGGUUGUGUGAUGCAAAACAAAGAAUGCUCUGAAAAGCACUUGAAUUAGAUGUGCAGUAAGUUGCCAAAUAUAUAUAUUGAAGGUAUUUUGCUUCCCUUUUUUAAAGCAAUGUGUAAUUUUUCUAGUGCUCUGAGAGAUUCAAUAGCCCUCAUUUGCCUUUAUAGAAGAUAAAGUGACCAGGGAGGCAGAGGGACUUGAAGGUGGACACUUAGAAAAGUGUGAUGAGAGCAAUGGGUGCUGGUUUUUGUAGUGUUUUCCUGCAUGUGCAAGACAGUGUGCAGGUGUUGAUUUCUCCAUAUCAUUCCAUCCUGAAAGCAAAACCAACAGGUAUGCAUUUAUGUGCACAGUUUGUGCAUAUUCCAGCUGUGGCUGCUAGUAUAUUUGGGGAUAAAAGUCUUAACAGUGCAAUAAGUUGGAAUAUUAAUAACUCUGGAAUUGCUUACAUUUGAUUUCCUAACGCUUAAACUACAGCAGAGAUGUGAUGAGUCACUGAGGGUGGGGUUGACUAUUGAGCCACUGGAUUUGAGACCUCUAAAAAUAAAUAUUAUUUUUUCCCCAUAGAAUUCACAUUUUGUUGCAAUUUUCUCUUAAGAGUUCUUUGGAAAUAAAGUGUCUGAAUAGGUGUGCUCUUAAUAGAGGAUCAAAUACAAACACAUACAGAACUUGGAUACAAAAUAGUGAAGGUUCUUGUACAUGAGGACACAUGAUUUAGCUUUGGAUGUUAUUUAUUAGCUGUAUAUAAGAUGUUUAUGUGUGUAAAGGUAGUUUGUAUAUAUUGCUAAAGUUGCUGACAGUCUCUACAUUAAUACAGUUGUAUUAAUCCUGUAUAUUGCUUUCAAAGAUUUUUAUCAACAAACCACUUACAUUCAUUAUUUCUUAUGUGGUUGAUACAUUUUUUUAAGGAAGGAAGCUCCUCAGUUUUGUACAGAAUGGAAACUUAUGGUUUUAAUAAAAUUCUCGAACUGAUGCCAAA
Apus apus (common swift) is the source of this 3867-nucleotide messenger RNA. It is a transcript of the gene LPL, whose product is annotated as lipoprotein lipase. Gene Ontology annotation, biological process: lipid metabolic process. Gene Ontology annotation, molecular function: apolipoprotein binding; lipoprotein lipase activity. The transcript is spliced from 10 exons. NCBI's taxonomy places the organism in Eukaryota, Metazoa, Chordata, Aves, Apodiformes, Apodidae. The record is from RefSeq and is a predicted model, not a curated record. Bases 305 to 1762 code for a protein of 485 amino acids.